AUGUGGGGCGGAGGAGGUUGUGGAGGUGAAAAACGCGACUGUCGCCACGUCCCUGGCCGAAGGGUAGAAUUCGCUGCAGCAGGUUAUCUCAGCCCGAAUCAGUAUGUAACUCUUGCCGGAGAGUGGAGCAAUCGGUCUCCCAUUAAAGUAUUCACUAGUGUCUCCAUUCAUGCGUGUCUCUGGCCUAUUUGUUUAUCUGCCUCCGGCUCGCCUUUGUCUGUAGCUCCGUCAGUCGCCAGGCCGAGCAAUCGGUCUAAUCGGCCGGCCAUGUUCAUUACCGAUUACACCAAAAAGUGGUACCCUCCUUUUUGUCCUCCGAACCCCACCAACCCGUCAAGCCGGUUUAUCUGCCCGCUCAGGCAUGCGACGAUUUCCGCGAUCUUCACAACCACGAACAGGCUUAUCGGAGACUGGGCGAAAACGACUGUGUCUGCACCGGGGAGACUUAAGAUCUGA
Messenger RNA from Protopolystoma xenopodis, 456 nucleotides. Lineage: Eukaryota; Metazoa; Platyhelminthes; Monogenea; Polystomatidea; Polystomatidae. The record is from the annotation of a GenBank genome assembly.